AUGCUGCCGCGAGGCUUAUUGCGCAUGCGCACACUUGUUGUUUUCCCAAGGAAGAAAAAUGGCAGCCGAACGGGGGGCAUCGUUUGCUGGCUCCGGAGACCCGAGCCCGGAGGAGAUGAAUGGGAUGGCACAGCUGCUGGCAUGGUUCUUGAUCAAGCACAAGUUUUAUAACCGCCAGCGAUACACCAAGUGGCACACCGCUUUCUACGCCGUGUGUGAGUCCGUCUCUGGGGUAAUGACGAGUGAGACGUACCACCUCCUGACGCUGGCGUCGCUCCUCGUGAAGGUACACUCGGACCAGGAGACGACGCGGGUGUCCCUGAAGAGAAUUGUGACACUCCUGGAGCGGGCCAUCCUCUUCCCAGAGCUAGCUGAGCUCAGGGGCGCACUGCAGGUCCUUCUGGACGAGGCCAAAUGCCAGGCUGUGCUGCAGUGCUGUCCUGCUGACUCCCCUGCCAAUAAGGAUGGAUGGACACUGUUAGAUGAGUAUUUCGGCUCCAAGCAGGACUCCAUUGAUUCCGAGGUUGGUCAGGAACUCAACCGACUGCUGAACGGAUCAGAGAACAAGUCCAACGCUGCAGACAUGGACAGGUUUUUAGCAAAGCACAGUCUGUCGCAGUUCACAGAGGUCCUGAGGGAAUUUCUCACUUCUGCCGUCACCCACCUUUCUUCUUAUCGCGUCUACAAUAAUUUUCACGACCAUAUAAAGAUCGACUGUAGUAACCAUCCCAAAGUCACUGCUGUGAUAAAUGGAAGAGUUGUUCAGAGUGGGCAACAGAAACCGGCAGACGAGGAGGAAGGGGGGAGAGAAGAGGUGGAGACCGAUGGAGAUAGAGAUGGUGACAGAGUGGGCGAGGAGGUGCAAGGUGUUGUGCAGGAGACACAAGAAGGGAGAAAAGGUUGGGAGGGAGGGGAGAGGGAAGGGGAGGGGGACGAUGAGGAGGAGGAGGAGGAUGACGAGCAGGAAGGAGAAGAAUAUAGUGGGAGCGAGGAGGAGUUAAUUGAUCACAAAAAUGAAGAGGAGUUGGAAGAUGACUCAGAUUUUGCGUAUAUGACUCCCUCAAAGAGACCAAGGGGACAGGAAAUUAAUUGGGAAUCCAGCAGUGAUCUAACAGAUGUGACCACACCCCCCAGCCGUUUGCCUGAGAGAGACCCGAGAGGGCUUGUCAUUAGAAGCAGGAACUCCCUCAUGAACAGUUCUCCGUUGAAAAACGUCUGGAGUGUCCAGGAAACAGAACAGCUGCUGAAGGGGGUCAAGCAGUUCGGUGUGGGGAAGUGGAAAAGGAUUCUGGACCAUUUCGACUUUGCUCCGCACAGAACCUCUGUAAGUCUGAAGGACAAGUGGCGAAACCUCCAAGGGCGGAAAAAGUAGACUGCUGCUUUUGAACUCCCCCAUACUUGAGCUGCUUUUCAUUAUAAUAUAUACUCUGACUGUCAUCAUAAUAUUAACCCUCGGCGCGCAUGACGGUUUGCACUUGUCAUUAUAAUAAUUAUGUAUCACAGUUGUUCUCUUUAUUUACUCAAUUUAUAUAGCAUCACAUCGCACCAUUGUUGAUUUUGCUUGUCAUACUCUUAAUCAGUGUCAGACGGAAAAUAUUGUUAAAACUUUUCAUGUAACUUCUACA
Messenger RNA from Geodia barretti, 1625 nucleotides. The record is from the annotation of a GenBank genome assembly. Lineage: Eukaryota; Metazoa; Porifera; Demospongiae; Tetractinellida; Geodiidae.